This is a messenger RNA of Penicillium maclennaniae, 717 nucleotides long. RefSeq lists its product as uncharacterized. The record is from RefSeq and is a predicted model, not a curated record. The transcript has a single exon. Lineage: Eukaryota; Fungi; Ascomycota; Eurotiomycetes; Eurotiales; Aspergillaceae. Bases 1 to 717 code for a protein of 238 amino acids.
AUGUCCGAAUUAUCUUUUGACAGCCAAGAACCGGAGACAGUCCCCUACUGCCACGACUGCCCUCCACAAUACGAACUAUGCCAGCCAAGCCAAGAUGUACUCACCUCUGUCAUUGAAAAUGAGCAUGCUCGCCGGACAUUACUCAAACGGAUAAAUUGUCUGGCGACAGAGUUCCUCGACAACUUCGAAAAGAAGAACCCCACCGACACUGAUUACGCUCUGCUUAUGGAGCUAUUUCUGAAUAUGAAUCGGUCAUAUACAGAGAUAACGCAGAUGGGUAGAGAGCUGGCAAAUGUUUAUAAGGAACGCAUCGGUCAAAACACCGAACUCUAUACCGCUUUGACAAGACUCACUGUUAGUGAGUUCGAACGGACCUAUGCUUCUUUAAGGCGGGAUCCAAAUCGGCAGAUACGACACGAGCUAGCUCAGGACCAUAAAGACUGCGGCAACUGCUAUGACAGAAGUUGUGGAUACAUUUCUCAACGCUCUUUGGGAACCAAGCAAAUGGAGAAAAAUGGAGAUAGCACGUGCGACUCUCCGUGCUCUUAUGACAACUUCUUCGAGCUCUCGGCAAAGAUAGAUGAGAUCAAUGACAAACUUUGCCAAAGCACUCAAUCCAAGGAUACCGCCAGUGUUUCGAAGACGACUGAUGAUGCUCCCGCAAAGCCACCCAGGAGCUUUUGGAGGACCAUUUUCAAGCACUCAGUUCGGCUUUAA